Punica granatum (pomegranate) is the source of this 898-nucleotide messenger RNA. Lineage: Eukaryota; Viridiplantae; Streptophyta; Magnoliopsida; Myrtales; Lythraceae. The record is from RefSeq and is a predicted model, not a curated record.
UGUGUAAAAAAACCAACUUCCAAUAGCAUACUAGCCCAAUUUACGUCGGUCAAAAUCUAGUAGACAUGCCGAUCUAUUCAUCCGAUUCCGACAAUAACCAACCAUCACGUUCGGUGACAUUUUCUGGUCGUCGGAGGCCUUUGCACAAAACUCUGGGAGGUGGGAAAGUUGCUGAUGUGCUGCUAUGGAAGAACAAAAGGGUAUCGGGAGGAUUGUUGAUGGGGGCAACGGUGAUAUGGUUCCUAUUCGAAGUGGCAGAGUACCAUGUCGUCACCCUUCUGUGUCACAUCAUUCUGGCUGCGAUGUCAUUCGUCUUCAUUUGGUCCAACCUGGCCCCUCUUGUCCAAAGAGACCCUCCCACAGUGUAUAUAUUCCAACUGUCGGACUCCACAUGUAAGUACGUGUUUGCGGAAAUCAACAGAUUCCUAUUGAAAGUAUACGACAUCUCGUGCGGGAAAGAUCGGAAGCUGUUCUUUGCGGCAAUAGGUUCCUUGUGGAUUUUAUCGGUUGUUGGAAAUUAUGUGAACUCCCUCAAUCUUCUAUAUUUCGCUUUCAUCUGCGUGGAAACUUUGCCUGCAUUGUACGAGAGGUACGAGAGGGAGGUUGAUUACAUCGCUGGUAAAGGCAGGCAAGAUGCGAAGAAGAUGUACCAUAAAUUCGAGGCUGAAGUUCUUAACAUGAUCCCAAGGGGACCCAUCAAGGAAAAGAAAUUCAAAUGAAUUUAACCAGGAGAGCAAUUGUAAAUGAGAGAAUCAUCACGUUAUGUACGGAUUAACGCUAUUCCAAUAGGCUUAGCCGGUACAAAUUUGGCAAGAGUGUAUGUAUAUCUGCAAGUUACCAUUAUUUAUGAACAUAUAGAUCUUAUUAAUGAUAAAAAUGGACUUUCGAUUUGGUUGUU